Messenger RNA from Naegleria gruberi, 315 nucleotides. RefSeq lists its product as uncharacterized. Lineage: Eukaryota; Heterolobosea; Eutetramitea; Acrasida; Naegleriidae. The record is from RefSeq and is a predicted model, not a curated record. The coding region runs from base 1 to 315 and encodes 104 amino acids. The transcript has a single exon.
AUGACUGUUGGCUUGGUAUUAUUAACACCAUUAUCAAUGUUCGGAUAUGGUAAUUUUGUGUUUAAAGUUUAUUGCUUGUGGGCAGGAAGAGGAUAUUGGAGUUUUAUUUUCUUAUUGGAAAAGCUUGAUCAAGUAGAAUUGGUUUGGUACGGAGACAAGAUUCCAAAAUAUGAAAAUAGUAUUUGUAUUUCUAAUCAUGUGGCUGAUACUGAUUUUAUUGUUAUUCAAACUUUCGGAAUGAGAAAAGGUAUGCUUGGUCAUACUAAGUUUAUGAUGAAGGAAAUUAUCAAGUAUGUAAUUAUUGUUGUUACAUAG